Messenger RNA from Diceros bicornis minor, 1429 nucleotides. RefSeq names its product thioredoxin domain containing 12 (gene TXNDC12). The transcript is spliced from 7 exons. Gene Ontology annotation, cellular component: endoplasmic reticulum. The record is from RefSeq and is a predicted model, not a curated record. Lineage: Eukaryota; Metazoa; Chordata; Mammalia; Perissodactyla; Rhinocerotidae. Bases 242 to 688 code for a protein of 148 amino acids.
AGAGUCUUUCUAACUCGAACAUUCUAGAGUUCUAAAAUAAUCUUGUUCUCUGUGUGCUUAAAAUUUGGAAUAUAUCACCUAUGGGGAGAAAUGUAAUGACUAACAUCUACUGUACAUUUACUCUAUUCCAGGCACUGUUCUGUGCAUUUUUCAUGUAUUGACUGGUUUAAUCCUCAUAAUAACCCUCUGAGAUAAAUAAUAUUUUUAUCAUCAUCCCUAUUUCACAGAUGAAGAACCUAAAAUGGGGCCCAGGAGUCACACAGCUAGUUUUGGAGAUCACAUUCAUUGGAGGACACUAGAAGAUGGGAAGAAAGAAGCAGCUGCCAGUGGAUUGCCCCUGAUGGUGAUUAUCCAUAAGUCCUGGUGUGGAGCUUGCAAAGCUUUAAAGCCCAAAUUUGCAGAGUCUACAGAAAUUUCAGAACUUUCCCAUAAUUUUGUUAUGGUAAAUCUUGAGGAUGAAGAGGAGCCCAAGGAUGAAGAUUUCAGCCCUGAUGGGGGUUAUAUUCCACGAAUCCUUUUCCUGGAUCCCAGUGGCAAGGUGCGUCCUGAAAUCAUCAACGAAAAUGGAAACCCCAGCUACAAGUAUUUCUACAUCAGUGCUGAGCAAGUUGUUCAGGGGAUGAAGGAAGCUCAGGAAAGGCUGACGGGUGAUGCCUUCAGGGAGAAACAUCUUGAAGAUGAGUUGUAACAUGAAUGUAUCCCUUCUUUCAUCAAAGUUAGUGUUUUGGAAGAAAAGCAGCAGGGGAGGGAAUAUUAAGGAAUCGCUGUGAACAAUAAACCUACCAGGAGACCCUGCUCCUGCCCUCAUGGGAAGGAGCUCUCUCACUGUGGAAGAGUUUUGCUAGCAGAAGCUGGUCCAUGUUUGUGGAUCCAGCAGAGGGUGGCAGACUUCCUUCUCCUGCCCCCUCUCACCUGAACAUCUGUUUGUCAUUGAAUGUAAAGAGUAACACCUUUUGACACAAAACUUGAGCCAUUUGGAAGUUUACUCUGCAUACUUAAGUAUUUGAAUCUUUUUCCAUUUCCUCCCGCUGUACUCACCUUGGUGAAAAGAGACCAGUGGCAUUUUUUCUACAAUGUUAAAAAAAUUGCAGAAAAUCAGUUAUUCUACCCCCACCAAGGACACUAGCUUGUUUCUUCUCUUUUUCUCCUGGGAAUAAUCUUGGGCUUCUUCCUGAAUCCCUGCAGCUUCCCUUCUCUUCUCCUGCUUGGGCUUCCCUGUUUUCAUGAUGCGUGUGCAGGAAUGACUGUGUGCUUGACUCAGCCCCAGCUGGAAGCAUGCUUUCCCUGUUACUGUUGGAGAAACUUAAAACCUUCAAGCCCUAGGUGGAGCCAUUUUUGUUAAGUUGUCAACUGUAUUUUUGUACUGCAGUUAACAAAAAAAGAAAAUAUUAAUUGUUCCAUUGAACUUUAAUAAAACUUUAAAAGAAAA